ACAAAAUAUUCAAAACAAAGGAAGUUUUUGGACGACAGGAAAAGUUCUCGUAAACAUCCAGCUCUUACAAGGAUGGGCAGUCUUCCAAUCGCCCUGCUCCUCUGCGGUUUCCACGCCCUCACAGCUGUAGCCCAAGCCCCGCAGGCUGAGGUGGAACUCCCCAGAGGUGACUGGAAUGAAGAGGAGGCUUUGGUGUCUGUCUCUACCCCACCACCUGACUGUAGGGAAGAGACGUAUCCCUGCACCAGGAUGUACUCUGUCCACCGGCCCAUCAAGAGAUGCAUCCACUCCCUCUGCCUUUACAGCCUCCCUCGUGUCUAUGUGAUCAACAAGGAGAUCUGUGUUAGAACUGUCUGCCAACAGGAUGAGUACCUGAAGGCUGAGCUCUGCAGGGAGCGGUCCGGCUGGCCCAAACGCUUCCAGAGGUCAACCACCAAUAAGAAACGCUGUCGCAAUCGCCAUGGCAACCCCAAAACCUGGGAAAACAAGGCCUGAUGUGCCCAAGAUGGCGGAGAUGGAAGGAGGGGCGGAGGAAGAAGGGAGGAAGGAGAGAAGGAGUAGGAGGGAGGACACCCUUGGAGACAGAACACUGUAUUGUCUCCAUAAAAACACCCCAAAACACCAUAAAUCCACCGCUCAACACCUGGUGCUGGCCUGUGCCUUAAUACACACACACACACACACACACACACACACACACACACACACACACACACACACA
Salvelinus namaycush (lake trout) is the source of this 721-nucleotide messenger RNA. Its product is annotated as microfibrillar-associated protein 5-like. Bases 73 to 495 code for a protein of 140 amino acids. The record is from RefSeq and is a predicted model, not a curated record. The transcript is spliced from 7 exons. Lineage: Eukaryota; Metazoa; Chordata; Actinopteri; Salmoniformes; Salmonidae. Gene Ontology annotation, cellular component: microfibril. Gene Ontology annotation, biological process: embryonic eye morphogenesis.